Molecule: messenger RNA, 4173 nt
Organism: Cotesia congregata
Lineage: Eukaryota; Metazoa; Arthropoda; Insecta; Hymenoptera; Braconidae
Source: the annotation of a GenBank genome assembly
AUGUUGUUGAUUGUGAGACUAGACCUGAAUGUCGGUACAGCAGUGUCUCCUCACUCGCUCCCACUCUUCCACAUAAACUCCCUCCAGCCUUAUCUUCACAUUACAAGUUUUAAUAGCUUGAACGAUUUGUGCACUCACUUUGACGUUAAUUCAUUAAAGUCUAAAAUUUGUAAGCAAGCUCAGAAGAAAAAUUCACAUAAAAAAUCGCAAUCAAAAUUACGUAAUAGGCCGAAAUCAUCCGACAUUAUUAAAGUAACUUUUCCAGCGAAAAAGUAUCUCAGAGGAAGCAAAAGCAGGAGUGGUGACGGUGAUGGUCGUAGAAGCACCAACCAAAGUGGUAAUAUCAUCAGAAGGUCCGAGUGGAAACUUGGAAAAGAAGAAAAAAACGGAACGCCCCGGAUACUGAGAGUGAUAAGACGACACAGUUGUAAAGGCGAUUAUAAAGAUAAAUUUAAAGAUCGAGACAAAUCUCCAUCAGUGUGUCUGGAAGAAGAUAAAAGCAAGAGUAGUGUCGUUCUGCUACAUCACGAUAAAGACCAACACCAGGAGCAGGAACAAGAACAAGAACUCUCUCUCUUCAAUUUAUCCUUAAAGUACGAACCACUGAACGUGAAUAUAAUCCAGCAGACCCCGGAAUGCCGGUCAUGUAAAUCAAACCCAAAUGACCCGGCGUCGAAUCAAAUGGCCCUGCAUCAUCAGCCAAUCAACCAGAAGCCCAGUCGAAAAUUAGACGACACCAAGCGGGUGUUCCCAUUCAGGCCAACCCCCAGCGGGAAUCUCAAAGUCAUUCCCAAUCAAGUGGUGUUCGAAACUAACAGGGUGAGCGUGCUGGUCGCCGAUCCAAAAUACACUAAAGUAAACGUGAAAGCAGAGCUGACCAAAUCUGACCCUUCCUUUCAUCAAGAUCUGCAAUCCCAAUCAAUCAAGCAAUCUCAAGAAUUUGAAGCUGGAAAUUUCUUGCAGCAGGCGAAAUCAUCUCAGGCCAGUUCUGAGUACAUUCCACGCACCCAGCCGUACCGAGUAAAGCAUCGGUGUCCUGAAAUGGACCCCAACAAUCGAAAUGGAGCUCAGCAUCAGUCGAGAAUUAAUCACGAAAAUCUCAAUCAAGUUCCUCUCGCGUCCUACAAGAACGCAGAUUGCGCAAUCAAGAUCGGGAAUGACGAAUUUCACUGCCACUUGCUGGUUCUGCAGAGCUACAGCAGAUUUUUCGAUGAGAAAAACUCCAAGGAUAUUGAUCUUACUGAAGUGGGAUCUGUGAAUAGAAAAGAUUGCUCCACAAAGACGAGGAUGUGGUUUUCUUUGUCCUUGAUAAGGUCUUUUGUUAUUUUGUUCGAGACGGAUAAAAAGGAGUGUAGUGAUGCUGAUGAUAGACGAGAGAUGAAAUGUGAUACACAUUUCCGGACAAAGUCAAUAGAAAAACUGUUGGGUCAAACGAUCAAGCUUGGAGAACAAUAUCCAUCUAGUCAGCAUGGAUAUUUUUUGACCCUCCGUCACGUGAAGCUAAUCGACCUUCGGGUAGACAGCGUAAUAUGGACUACACUAUACUCUUCUCUUCUUUUUAUCUUUUUACCACUUGACCCUUAUCUUCGUAGCAGUGUUACUUCAAAGGCAUUUUCAAUUAUAUAUGACUGGAUGAUCAGUGAGAGUAAUGAGAGCUGUCAACUGCUGAGGCGUGAUAAUAUUUUAGAAAUAUUUAUGGCUGCGCAGUUUCUCGGGAUUAAAGAAUUAGAGGAGCAGUGUUGGGCGUUUAUCGAUAACAAUGAUUUAUUUUCGGAAGAUACUGCGUUUUUAUUGUACGUAGAAGCUCGGAAGCUCGGAAAUACACCAGUAAUGGAAUUGAUGGUGCCGAGGAUAAUGAACGAAAUGGAGGUUUUGAUGUCGGCAGUCAGAUGGUUAAUGCACGACUGGGAAACCAGACGUCAGUACAUGCUGAGUGUGCUAAAAUGUGUGCGAUUUGGUUUGAUUGCUCCUUGGCAAUUAGUUGAGGUGAAACGCAACCCCGAGAACCCAGAAUUCAUGGAGCUGAUGUCCAAUCCUGAGGUCCAGAAGAUGGUCGACGAUGGAUUGGCAUUCGUGAUAAUAAAACACUGGUAUGGGAACCAGACGGAGGAUUACUACCGGUGGAUCGAUCUUCUGGGCUUAACAGAACCAACAAGCCGCAACUGGGCCGGCGAGGACAAGAAUUAUGUUACUUACCAGGAAUUUCUCCUCUACCUCGAAGAUUAUCAGAGAAGCAUGAUGCUGGAAUUAAAGUCGCGCAAGGGCAAGAGUAAUAGUAAUACUUCGACUAAUACUAAUCAGAAGAGCGAAUGUUCCGAGGCAAAAACUUGGGUCAAUUAUUAUCAGAGCCAGAAUCUCGGGGUAGAAACCACUAAUGGUCAAGUGGCUCCUGCGCCAAACAACGGGACAAGAUCUUGGAAGUUUAAAAAGAUGCCACCACCACCAAUCUCGGAACGUAUUGGUUCGGAAGCUCCAGAAUUUCUCAACAAGUACUUGAGCAGGCUUGAUGGCAAUCGUACUAAAGUGGAUGCCCAGCCGAAGGAUAACGAACAAGAAAAAAAAAUUCGUGAAAUCGGCAAUGCAGCAGUAAACUUGGACAUUCGGCGCAAUGAUGAGCUCAAGAUGUCUCAAGUGAAUUACCAAAACCAGCAAAUUCAGAUUCAACAGUGUUUGACAAGCUUGUGCGAGCCGAAUAGUUUGCCGCCUAAAAAACUGUCCUAUCCGACCAACUACUGUUUGGCGUCUGGUGAUAAUCAAAUUCGGGGGAAACCCGGCUCCAUUGGCCAAAAUGAACGCAUUAAAGUAGCCCAACUUUUGUCUGCUGACCAAAAAAAUACUUUUGGCCAGUCCUCUAAUGACUCUGACGAUAAAAAUUUGGACAUGAUGGAGACACUUCAAUCUACGUCUGAUGGAGAGAAAAUAGCCAAGUCAUACUGCGUGUCAAUAGCAAACAAUGCAAUAAAUCAGAUUGAUGCAUGUAAGCCAAUCGAAAUGAUAAAACCGCCGAAUUUUUUGUACAACUCGGACGAUAAAACUGGCUCAAUAUCCGUGUCAUACAGUUCAACGGACAUCGAUGAUUCAUAUUCACCCAACAAUCAUAAAAAUUUAACUAUUAACAAUAACAACAACAACAACAAUAUUACCAAAGAAACAAAAGUAACAAUGAAUAAAAAAUUAAUUUGUCCCAACGAAUCAUUGUUUUUAAACGAACAACCAACUGUCAUAGUUUUCGGUGGAAUAGAUCCACACCAGGAGUACGGAGUAGCUGGCAAUACGGGUAAAAAUAUUUACCGAUUAAAACCAUUGGAAAAUAUUUGGGAGUUUGUUGGCGAGAUGCCAGAACCACGGCAUCAUCAUUCCGUUGUUUAUUUCAAAGGACGUCUUUAUGUUGCUGGCGGUGCUGAUCCACGUGAAAAUUCACUUCAAAGGAAAAAUUCAGUUGUCGGGACUGUUUGGAGUUAUGAUCCCGCCUCCAGGAAAUGGUUCACUGAACCGGCAAUGCUAACUCCGAGGAAAAAUUUUGGGCUUGUUGUCUGCGACGGUAAAAUUUUUGCUGUCGGCGGUGAAGAUAAUAAUGGAGUCACUUUGAGAAGUGUAGAGGCUUUUGACCCAGCAAAAAAAAUUUGGAAAAAAAUGCAACCGAUGAACAUUGCACGUGUUGGAUUAGCUGCUACGACGUUCGAGAAUUUAAUUUGGGUCGCUGGAGGGAUAAGUAAUUCAAUCACAGAUCCUCUGUUGAAAGAAGUUGAAUGCUAUGAUCCCUGCAAAAAAUCAUGGACAAAAAUCGAGAGUUUACCAUCAGCAAGAUGUUACGCAUGUCUGUGCGUAAUAUCUGACAAUUUGUUCCUAGUUGGGGGAGCCGGAAAAUCUUCAACUGAUGACAACAUGACGGAAAGUAUCCCGACAGUUGACAUAUGGGAGCCUAGCUCCCGAAAUUGGCAACAAAUUAGCAAAAUGUCCACCGCUAGGCACAACCACUCAAUCAGUUCAAUCGAUAACCAGCUGCUUGUUAUUGGCGGCGUUACCACAGUUCACAUGAAAACAUUGAAGUCCGUCGAGUGUUUUUGCUGCAGACGUAACAAGUGGAUCAAAGGUGUGGCUUCGUUACCUUAUCCCAUUUUGGGUCAUUCUAGUGUUUCUUUGCCACCUUCGGAUUAUUUUUCUAACUCUUGA